CUGCUCCCACAUCACGGAGCCCCAAACAAUCAAGUAGGGCUCGUGAUUUCUGGCCUGUAGUGCACCAGCGUGAGCGCGUUUAGGGGUAGGGCUUUUUGAAUGAGGCGAUGCUUUUUAGACUGCACGCUUGAUUCAGACAGAGCAGAGGCUCAUUUCCGGGCGAGUGAGUUGAAAAUUUGUUUUCUGAGCUCCAGACAGCAGUAAAGCGAGAAAAUGAUCGUCGUCAUUGAAGAUCAGGAUGGCUUUGACAAAGCUCUAGCUGCUGCAGGUGACAAGCUUGUAGUGGUGGAUUUUACAGCCACAUGGUGUGGGCCGUGUCAGAUGAUCGCGCCAUUUUACAAGGGCCUGUCUGAAAAUCCAUCCUAUGCUAAUGUGGUCUUCCUCAAAGUGGAUGUAGAUGAUGCACAGGAUGUCGCCCAGUCUUGUGACAUUAAAUGUAUGCCAACAUUCCACUUCUACAAGAACGGAAAGAAGCUGGACGAGUUCUCUGGGUCCAACAAGGAUAAACUGGAAGAGAUGUUGAAACAACUCAAAGGCUAAGCCUGAUAUGACCCACUCAUAAAUGUUACCUGUGCAGCCUAAGCUCCAGUUUUACAAA
Molecule: messenger RNA, 598 nt
Organism: Cyprinus carpio (common carp)
Lineage: Eukaryota; Metazoa; Chordata; Actinopteri; Cypriniformes; Cyprinidae
Product: thioredoxin-like
Molecular function (GO): protein-disulfide reductase activity
Source: RefSeq, a predicted model, not a curated record